Penicillium lagena is the source of this 225-nucleotide messenger RNA. RefSeq lists its product as uncharacterized. The record is from RefSeq and is a predicted model, not a curated record. The transcript has a single exon. Bases 1 to 225 code for a protein of 74 amino acids. NCBI's taxonomy places the organism in Eukaryota, Fungi, Ascomycota, Eurotiomycetes, Eurotiales, Aspergillaceae.
AUGGGCUCGCCGUUCCGCUUGGAGUUCAGCCCCGAGUCGGUCUCGGGAUUCCAGCAUCCUGUCCCGGUCAGUCCGAAGCUCGUUCAACUGUCGCUCGGUGCCGAUAAUGAGGGUUUCCGCAAGAUCUACCCGAUCGGAAAGAUAGUUAUUUUCGGUGGUCAAGACCUCGCUCCGCUGCCGCAUCUGCUGCAGCGAGGCAUCGCGGACGGCUACCUGUUGUCGUAA